Messenger RNA from Saitoella complicata NRRL Y-17804, 1038 nucleotides. RefSeq names its product DNA glycosylase. The transcript has a single exon. Gene Ontology annotation, biological process: base-excision repair, AP site formation. NCBI's taxonomy places the organism in Eukaryota, Fungi, Ascomycota, Saitoellomycetes, Saitoellales, Saitoellaceae. The coding region runs from base 1 to 1038 and encodes 345 amino acids. Gene Ontology annotation, molecular function: mismatch base pair DNA N-glycosylase activity. The record is from RefSeq and is a predicted model, not a curated record.
AUGACAUCACGCAAGCGAAGCCGGAGAGGGUGCGCUGCCGAGGAAUUGGAGUAUGAGGGUACUCCUGAUGUUGUUCCGUCAUCACCAGUUCCUUCCGACCUCGACGUCGAAGAAGUCUCGACACCAGCCAACGGCCUGCUGCCACCUCUCGUACGCACGGCCUCAACCUCCUCCACCCUCCCCCAAACUUUCAACUCCACUAAACCCCCUUCAGCAUCCCACGGCCUCACCCCCUCCGGCAAGCCCAAAAGGAAACCACCACGCCCCUACGCCGCUCCCUCCCUCUACUCCCACCUCCCCCCCUCCAUCCCCGACUCCCUCGCCCCCAACCUCAUCUGCAUCUUCAUCGGCCUAAACCCCGGCGUCGCAACGGCGAAGGCUCAACACGCAUUCGCUGGCCCAACCAAUCUUUACUGGAAGUUAAUGCGGAAGAGUGGGGUUGUUGACGCACAUAUCGGAUUCAAGGAUGACCAGCGGCUUCCGGCUGACUACAGCGUCGGUAUCACGAAUUUGGUGAGGAGGCCGACUGCGGAAGCGAGUGAGCUAAGCAAAGCGGAGUUGGUCGCAAGUGUUCCAUCCCUCGAAGCGAAAAUCGCAACUUCCAAACCUCAGGCAGUCUGUAUCGUCGGAAAAGGCGUAUGGGAAGCAAUCCACCGUCACCACACCAACAAACCCCUUCCCAAAACUUUCACGUUCGGAUGGCAGCCCGACACGACACGUAUGGGUGCAGGUGAGGACGGAUGGAGGGGAGCGAGGGUGUUUGUUGUUCCGAGUACGAGUGGGAGGGUUGCGGGGUAUUCGAUGGAGAUGAAGGAGGGGUUGUGGAUGGAGUUGGGGGGGUGGGUUGUGGAGGAGAGGGGGAGGCGGAGCGGGAGUGGGGAGGGUGUGAAGGUAAAGGCUGUGGACGGCGUGGAUGGUGGUGUGGGUAGAGAGGUGGUCAAGGAGGAGUGUGAGGGAAGGCGAGCUGAUACCAUCGUCUUACGCGAGAGAAGGUCCUCGAUCCCGGGAGUCACUAUCAUCGAACGGGUAGAUGUAUAG